ACAGCGCUCUAUUUGUCUUCAAAGUGUUUAGAUGGAGCAUGCACCGGAGGAUUUAAUCACUCAAGGAAGGAGAGAUUUAGUGUGUGGUGAUAUUAACAAAGCAGUAGAUAAUUUUCAAAAAGCUUGUGAAGCUCUGUGAGUCUUGAUGUUGUUGUUUAAUUAACAGGUCGAUGAUACAUGGUGAUUUUCAUGAAGCUCUUGCUAUCCCUAACUUACUGUAUGGUACUGCUCUUCUCGAACUAUCACGAAUAGAAAGUUCAGUUAUCGGGAAUGCAUUGGAUGGGAGUAAGUACCGAAUGACUUGACUUAACGUGAUUAGUACCAGAUUCAGACAAAAAUGAUUCAGAAUCGGAUGAUGGGAUCAUUGAACCUGGGCCUGAAUUGACAACUGAAGAAAAAGAAGAUAUUUCCAACCAAGUCAUAGAUGCUAUGUGUGAAGACAAAAAGCAGGAAGAAAGUGAAACCAAAGAAGCCGACACACCUAGCGAAGACACUGAAGCUGUAAGCGGAAAUGAUGCUGCUACUGAUAAUCCGACGGAUGACGCUUCUGAGGGAGCUGAGGAUGACGAAUCAAACGGAUCUGAAGAGGAAGAGUCUGAGAAUCAAGAUGAGGUCCAGAAUAAUCCCACAGAAUCGGAAGCUGCUAAAUCUGAUGAUGAAGAUGAAGUGUCAAAUCUUCAAAUCGCUUGGGAGGUUAUUGAAGUAGCCAAAAAACUGUUCUCACAAAAAGAUGACGAAGAGAGUAAACUGAAUGUUGCCGAGUGCCUAGAAAAGCUUGGUGAGAUUAGUCGCGAGAAAGAAGAUUAUGACCAAGCAGUAUUAGACUUAAAGGAAUGUUUGGGAAUCCGUACUUCCAUUUUGGGUCAAAAAGAUCGUCGUGUAGCUGAAAGCCAUUACCAACUGGGAACGACGUAUGCCGUUUCUGGAGAUUUAACAAACGCAAGCAGCUCUUUCAAAGCCUCAGUUGAGUGUCUCAAGUUGUUGGCUGAAGAUAUCAGGUCAAAAAUCGAAGCUGUUGACCAGAAAGAUGGAGAAGAGAAAGAGCUUCUCCAAGUUACACUUAAAGAGAUAGAACUUUUAAUACCAGACGUUCAGAGUCGGUGUGCGGAUAUUGAGGAAGACCGAUUAGCUGAAAGCAUUAAACAAACCGAGUCUCCAAUGGAACCAUGCUCUAAUGGUACUAGUGUCCCAACUGAUGACAUAUCACACUUGAUAAGGAAAAAACGUCCUGUUACUGAAACGACACCUGUGGAAUCUGUAGAAAGUAUAAGUCUUGAAUUAAAUGGUCAUGAAAACUCAACUUCCAAGAAAGUGAAGCUUAUAAAUGCGAAUGGUGAAUCCCUGCCUAAAGAAAAUGGUGUUUAGUUAAUUGAUAUGUGCCUAUAGAUUAAAAACCAAUUCCAAAGAAUUGCAUUUCAUUUUUACAGAUUUUGUCAGAAAUUUUUGUCUAUCGUUUUUAAAUAAUUUAUCUGCAGAUUACUUAUUCCAAAAAUAAAGUUCAUGUAUUCCCUUUG
Molecule: messenger RNA, 1514 nt
Organism: Schistosoma guineensis
Lineage: Eukaryota; Metazoa; Platyhelminthes; Trematoda; Strigeidida; Schistosomatidae
Source: the annotation of a GenBank genome assembly